Messenger RNA from Lichtheimia ornata, 1026 nucleotides. RefSeq lists its product as uncharacterized. The transcript is spliced from 2 exons. The record is from RefSeq and is a predicted model, not a curated record. Bases 1 to 1026 code for a protein of 341 amino acids. Lineage: Eukaryota; Fungi; Mucoromycota; Mucoromycetes; Mucorales; Lichtheimiaceae.
AUGCUGUUGUUCCUUGAACAAUCAUCAUCCACAUUUGAUUUACGCUUGUUGGAGCCCGCCUUAUACCUUGAUGCUGAAGAUGAUACCACUGUGUUGCGCGGCUACAUUGACAUUCCUCAACUAAAGCGAUCGAUUUGUUCAAUCACGUUGGUUUUUCAGGGGUACUUAACAAUGAAACAUCCAUCCACCAAAAGACCACUUAUUCAAUACCACCAUGAAUUGGAUCCUUCAUCAGCGACGUUUUCAUUCCGCGGGAAUACCCGAAGAUAUCCGUUUGAAAUUCGGCUUACUUUGGGCGACAUGCCUGAAACCAUCAACAGCAAAGGCAUCAAAGUAGAAUAUCGAUUAACAGCACAAUUACGCACAUCUUCUGGAACACGAUACAAAAAGAGUCAUCCGAUACAGCUGAUGCGUGUACCAUUCAAGCAUGCCUUGCUCAGUGGGGACAAUGUAGCUCGCACCAUCGACUCUCGUAGACAUCAUGGGCAAUACGUUGAAUAUCAAUUUCUUGUGGAGAGCAAAUCAUUGGCAGUAGGAUCAACCGUUCCCUUGACAUUAUCAUUAUGGCCAGUGAUUCCCGGUGUACGUUUACUUUCGAUUGUUGUGUUUUUGCUUGAGCGACGAUGUCUCGAUGGAAAACCUUUUGGGCAUACGGUUCAUGUGCUUUCACGAGCCGAUCCUCAGCGACAAUGUUUACCGCAGCAAGCCCUUGAAGAGCCUUGGCAGAAUACAUUUGAAUACCAUCUCCCAGAUCAUAAAACCAUAUUACCAUCAACCACCACCACCACUCGAUAUAACAACAAUGGGAAUCAUGAUCUAUUCAGCGUUACACACUCGUUAAAAGUUCUCAUGACUUUGGUAUUUCCUGGAUUGGGGCGUACCCAAAGAAGCUUGUCAUUUGAAACAGACAUUCAACUCCAAGGUCACCAUGUUGCCUUUCUCGAUAAGAUAGGUGCAUUAGACUUGCCCGAAUACAGACCACCACCUCUCUAUGAACCUCCUCCUGCUUACACUACGGUGGGUUGA